Dictyostelium discoideum AX4 is the source of this 996-nucleotide messenger RNA. It is a transcript of the gene gemin2, whose product is annotated as component of gems 2. Gene Ontology annotation, biological process: spliceosomal snRNP assembly. Lineage: Eukaryota; Evosea; Eumycetozoa; Dictyosteliales; Dictyosteliaceae. Gene Ontology annotation, cellular component: cytoplasm; Gemini of Cajal bodies; nucleus. The coding region runs from base 1 to 996 and encodes 331 amino acids. The record is from RefSeq and is a predicted model, not a curated record. The transcript has a single exon.
AUGGAUGAAUUUCAAUCAAAGGCAUUUGAAGUUGGAGAAGAGAUAGAACCAGAUGAUAAUGAACCAUUAACAGGUGAAGAAUAUUUACAAAGGGUUAAAUGGCAUUCAAAUCGUUGUCCUUCAGUUGUUGUUGCAGAUAUAGAUUACAGUAAAAUUAAAGUUACAAUUCCUUCAAAUAGUUAUUUUACAUUACCACCUUCAAUUACAAAAUGUAAAAAAGAAUUAUUACCAACACCAACAUGGGAAAAAGAAUUUUUAAAUGAUUUUUCAGAAUUUAGACAAAAAUUACAGUAUAUAAAAUCAAAUAGACCUAGUAAUAAUAAUAAUAAUAAUAAUAAUAAUAAUAAUAAUAAUAAUAAUAAUAAUAAUAAUAAUAAUUUAAUACCUCAACUACCACAUAUAAAUGAUAAAAGAUAUUGGUAUAUAUUUUGUUUUGGUAGUAAUGGUAAUAAUAAUAAUAAUAAUAAUGAUAUAAAAAUGAAAGAUUUUAAUGAUAAUCAAGAAGAUGAUGAUGAUGAUGAAAACAAUGAAGAUUAUGAAUAUAAUGAAAAUAAAGAAGAGGAAGAAGAAGAAGAAGAGGAAGAAGAAGAAGAAGAGGAAGUAGAAGAGGAGGAAGAGGAGGAAGAAGAAGAAGAAGAAGUGGUAGAUUAUUCAACUAAAAAACCAACAUUAGGUAAUAAACCAACAAUGGAUAUAUUAUGUAGAUUGGAUCAUGUUUUAACGGUUGCAUUAGUAAAUUAUCAUAUUGAAUGGUUAGAGAAAAGAGAAUUUACUCAAGAGAGAUCAUAUUGGUUAUAUAUGCUUUUAUCAUUAUUAGAGAAACCUAUUGAUCCAGAUACAUGUUCAAAUUUACGUUCAUGUAUAAGAAGGUUAUCAGUAUUUAGAUCUAAAAUAACAAAUUUAAAUGAUCCAAAUCUACCAUCAAUUAAUAUCCUUUUCACAAUUAUAGCUAAAUAUUUUGAUCAAUUAGAACCAUCUGAUAUUUUAUAUUUAUAA